AUGGGACUAACUUCUCCAUCUCAUAAUUAUGAUGGCCCUGGAGAUGUGGAGUGCGAUUUCUGUAAUGGGAAGAAGGUCAGAGUGGUGAAGUCAUGUCUGACCUGCAUGGCCUCCUUCUGUGAGACUCAAAUGCAGAUUCAUUAUGAAGGAGCUGCCUGGAAAGGCAACAAGCUGAUUGAUCCUGAUGGAAAUCUACAGGAGAAACUCUGUGCAAAACAUCAGAAAAGUCUGGAAAUAUUUUGCAAAACUGAUGAUUCGUGUAUCUGCAUGAUGUGUGUGGUGACUGAACACAGUGGUCAUGAAAUGGUGGAGCUGGAGACGGAAAGAGAAGAAAAACAGAAACAGCUGGGGGUGACACUGAGUGAAAUCACAUGGAGAAUUGAGAAGAGAGAGAAAAAACUGAAAGAGACAGAGAUGGUGAUGGAGAAGAUGAAGGUAUCAAUGCAAAGAGAAAUAGAGGAAAAUGAGAAGAGCUUCCGUGAUUUGAUGCACUGCAUUGAAGAAGCUCAGAAGAAAUUGGUUGAGAGGAUCAGAGAACAAGAGAAGAGAGAAAAGGAGAAGGGUGAAGGAGUCAUGGAACAACUAGGGAAUGAAAUUGAGGAACUGAAUAAGAGAGAUGCUAAGCUGAAGAAUCUUUCAGACACCAAGGACCACAUCCACUUUCUGCAGACUGUUUUAUCUCCCUGUGUCCUUCCUCCUGAUGGAGACUCACUCAGCUUCACUGCCACUGCUGAGUUCUAUUCUGAGGACCUGAGAAAGGAGCUGUCAUGUCUGAAGAAGAGUCUGGAGAAGAUCAGCCAGUGGGACAUUAUGACAUUGACAUCAGGCCGUAAAACUCCAAUUUUUGCCCUACAGCCUCUUGAACCUCAAAGCAGGGAGGAGUUUUUACAAUAUUUCUGUCCACUCACACUGGACAUCAACACGGCAUACAGAGACCUCCAUCUGUCUGAAGGGUAUAAGUUGGUGAGACAUGAGAGGACAGAGAUUUGUCACUACUGGUAUCAUGGAAACUCUUGA
Polypterus senegalus (gray bichir) is the source of this 1017-nucleotide messenger RNA. RefSeq names its product tripartite motif-containing protein 29-like. Lineage: Eukaryota; Metazoa; Chordata; Cladistia; Polypteriformes; Polypteridae. Gene Ontology annotation, molecular function: zinc ion binding. The transcript is spliced from 7 exons. The coding region runs from base 1 to 1017 and encodes 338 amino acids. The record is from RefSeq and is a predicted model, not a curated record.